This is a messenger RNA of Penaeus vannamei (Pacific white shrimp), 657 nucleotides long. NCBI's taxonomy places the organism in Eukaryota, Metazoa, Arthropoda, Malacostraca, Decapoda, Penaeidae. The record is from RefSeq and is a predicted model, not a curated record.
AUGGACUCUAAAGCAGUGUCAGUACAAUGUUACAUUAUUCCCCAUUGUGGUCAUCAAUUCCACACUUCUUCCUUUGACAACUUUGAUAUAAUCUAUCUUGUUAAUCGUACUGUAACCCAUUUCCCCACAAUCUCUACACUCACCUUCUUUACCCCUAUCAGUGCCAUGUACAAAUUCGUUUUGUACGAGGACCUGAGCCUGCGCCCCAAGAAGGUGGUGAAGGAGCUGUGGCGGUUCCUAAACCUGAAGCCCUCUCGCCGGACGCUGUCCCUCCUCGCUAGGAACGCGAAGACGCCCUCCACGCUGCUCUACAGGCUACCCUACAGCACUCAAAGGAACAGUCCGUGCCACACCUUCAGCUGGAGGAAGCAGCUCAACUACACCAUGCUCAUGAGGGUGCAGGAGGCGUGCAAGGACGUCAUCAGGAGACUGGGGAUGCGCCUCUUCGCGUCCGAGGAAGAGUAUCGCGACCUCUCGAUAUCCGCGAUGCUGAAGGAGGGUCCGUCUCCUGCGUGUGGGGAGGCCGGAGCUUGAGGGCGCGCGAGGACUGUUGCUAGAUGUGCAAGGGGCGGGAGCUUUGCCGGAGUUGACCGUAAACGAUGGUGUAAGGGACAAUUUUACUUGUAUGCAUGAGAAGAAAAUUAAAUGCAUUCAUGC